Molecule: messenger RNA, 2223 nt
Organism: Anolis carolinensis (green anole)
Lineage: Eukaryota; Metazoa; Chordata; Lepidosauria; Squamata; Anolidae
Product: lectin
Exons: 6
Coding region: 1530-1931 (133 amino acids)
Molecular function (GO): signaling receptor activity
Source: RefSeq, a predicted model, not a curated record
GCAAGCGGAUGGAGACUACUGGAUGGCAUAUGUUCUGUAUCAGAAACUAGAGCUGGUGUGGUCUAUCCAAUGCAAUUUUCUGAGUCAGAGCCCCAAAUAACCAAACCGAAUCUAAAGUUGACCAAAAACCGAUUCGUAACCUUUUUGGUACUAAUGUUGGAGAGUGGUCCCUGGUAAAAAAAAAAAAAAAAGGUUGGGAGCCACUGCUUUAAAUUGAUAUUUUUGCAUAACAGAGGGUUGAAUUAUUAAUCCCUUCCAGCUCUGUGAUUCUAUAACUCCAUGAAAACAUCUUAACCUUAAUUUAAUGGGAUGAUCUUGGUUUGAAAAAUAGUAGCCACCCAAUUCGUUAGGAAAUAGAGUUUUCAUUACCUUUCUUGAUAAUUGUUAUUACGUUGUUUCUAUGUUGUAAAGAGUGGUAUUUUUGUUCACCCUUUUUUUUUUCUUCGUCCUCCCCUCUUUUGUUUCCAGCUUCCUCCUUUCAUAGGACAGAUUUGACUGAGAUCACUUUCUGAAGGGAAAUUCUGCUUGAGUGGUGGUUAGCCCUCACAGGUGGGAACUGGAAUGAUUCACAAACACAGGAGAGAUGUAAUCUGUUCAAAAGCAAGAACUGUUUGAAAGGUAAUUGGCAAGAUGCUGGUCUAGUCAUGGGACUUGAAACAACCUGUUGAUUUGAGUGGAUGUUUGUUCCUCAUGUUCAGAGAGAGUGAGACUUUCACACAUUCUAUAGCUAUUAUUGAGACUGAGAGGUGUGCUGCCGGCACAAUAGGGAACAAGGGCAAAGAGCCGACUAAAGUGAUCUUGAGGAAGCAGAAAGACGAAACAAUGACUGCAGCUAUGCUGUAGAAUUAAGGCAGUUUGACACCUCUUCAAUUGCCAUGAGUCAGUACUAUAGUCUGCCCCAUCUUAUUCCAGAGUGGCUCUUGCCACAUGAACAGUCUCCAGGUAUAUCUUCUGAAACAUGCCUUUGUACCCGCGGCUUUUGUGGGAAAGGCUGGGUUCAGUAUAUGAAUGCCUGUUAUAAAGUUGAGAAGAAGCCAAAGAACUGGAAUGAAGCUGAGGCAAGUAUGGUGUCAAAGGGUUGUCGGGGCAUGGGGAAGGAAGGAAGGAGCAGAAAUGGAGCAACCACGUGUUCAACAAACAAACAUGUAACUCCCUUAUAAAAACAGCUUAACUGGCUACCGGUUUGUUUCUGGGUUCAAUGCAAACUAUUGGUCAUGACCUAUAAAGCUCUAUAUGGCUUCUGUUCAGACUAUCUGAAAGACCAGUUAUCUUUCCUUUAAGAACAAGUGGCCCACAGUGCCCUUCGGUUGUGUCCAGUUUUAUAGUAACAAGACAACUAAUGCUGAUUGCUAAUUUUAAGCUUAAAACACUGCUAAACUAUCUAAUUGUAUAAUGCUGAAAAAUUUAGCAACCAUGAUUAGGGGAAAGUGUAUACAAACUAGCAGGCUUUAUGCUUUUGCCACUGGCAGAAUCUGAGUGGCAUACGAUGGGCAGAGGGCAACACAGACUCUGGGCUUUUGGAGACAAACAUGGUCAGUUUCUCUGUGAAUUCUCCCCAGAUGGCUUGUCAGAGAUAUGGCACACAUGCCCACCUUGCCUCCAUCCACAGCACAGAGGAAAAUGACUUCAUUUUUCACCUGAUGGGCAAGCCACUGGACCGGCUUAAUGGAGAGGCUUACUGGAUUGGUGGUCAUGACACUUUCAAGGAGGGGACUUUUGUGUGGACAGAUGGUUCCAGAUUUGAUUUCCAAUCAUUUUUUCCUACUGAGCCUAAUGGCCUUCCAGGAGAACACUAUUUGGGGUCCUGGUACUUACAAAAUGGACACAUCACCUGGAAUGACUAUCCUAUCCAAAUGAAAUUUCCAUCUGUUUGCAAAUACUACUUGGCAAAUGGUAUGUACCGUGACUCCACAGGACCCAAGCAACGUUGAUGCAGAAUCCCUGGGAUGGAAAAAUCGUGCAGAGAUAACUUUACUCCUGUCCUAUAGGUUGCUUUGAAAUGUCUGAUCUUUGCCUGAUAACUUUAUCUUGUACUUUUCUGUGGUCAUUUCUGAAGGGGUGGUGGGAUUGUGGAAUUAAUUUCAAUUAUUGUUUGUUUGUUUUUUCAAAUAUCGGACUUCGAUGCAGAAUAAUCUCCUGCAUUAUUUAAAGUUAUCUCAACCAUAACUAAAAUGCAUGAAUAUUAAACUCCUUGAGAGAAUUUCAAAAAAUAAAUCACUUUCA